AAUGUCUAAAAAUUUACAAAACUUAUUGUAAAUAUUGUUCAGUAAUUAAUAGUUGGAUAUCUGAGUUAAUUACUAAAUAAAAGUUUUUAUUAAACACGUAUGAUAAUUAAACAAAGAAACCCGUGUAAGAGAUGUGAAUUGAAUUGAAGCAGAUCAGUACCGAUUUAAGUUGUUUUAAGUUUUAUAUUGGACGACCUUAAGUUCUUCAUGGGUGACAUAAAUAAAAUUGUGGGCUCAAAGCUCCGUGAUUCUCACUUUAAUUCAUUGGUCAAAACGAUGAAGAAAAAUAAACCGCAUUCGAUAAUUAGUGAUCACACGCUCGUACCAAGAGUACGUCAAUAUUUGGAGGAUCACUUGGAUCAAACAUACGUAGAUGUGCCAUCCAUGACUCAGUACCUUCGAAACAAAUAUGUAGAGUAUAGUAGAAGGAAAGAAGGACCUUUUCGCUACAUGGUUGAGCUUGCUUAUAAAACUGUGCUACACAAUUAUGGUUUGGACAGUUCCUCAUCAGAUAAAGGAUUAUCUGAUGAUGAUUUGCACAUGAUUGAGGAAGUACCUGUUAGUAAUGCAGUUAAAAAUACAAUUGACAACCUGUAUUCCAGGCCGACACAAAAAUACUUAUUUAGUUUUAGCCAACCAUCAACAGAGUUGGAAAAUAGCGAACUUAUUGAUAUUAGUGAUUCUACAGAUGAAGAAAGUGGACAGAUUACUAGUUGCAAUAGAAGUACUAAAAUGGUUCCGGCUACUGAUCCAAUUGCUAAGAGAAUGAAAUAUAAUUUACCAGAUCUGAAUAUCAUGCAAGUACCAAAUCCAGGCAAAACUUCUAAUACAACCAAUAAAUCUGAUCAGACAAGGGCUCCAAAGGAUAAUGGUUAUCCAGAGAGUUCAAAUAAUGUUAGCAAGAAAAGAAAAACUCCUGACAGAGCUGAAAAUAAACAGAAGAAAAGGAAAUUUGAUGAGAUUGUGACGGAUUCAAAAGUUUCAUUCUGUGAUGUUGGUGGAAUUGAGCAUAUAUUAAAGGAUCUUUGUGAUGUUCUGUUGCAUAUAAAACAUCCAGAAAUCUAUCAGGAACUAGGAGCACGACCACCAAGAGGUUUUUUAUUGCAUGGACCACCUGGUUGUGGUAAAACACUUCUAGCGCAUGCUAUUGCUGGGAAACUUGAUUUUCCAAUGAUAAGCAUAGCAUCUACUGAAUUAGUUGCCGGUGUUUCUGGAGAAACAGAAGAAAGGAUUCGUGAGGUGUUUGAGCAAGCCUCUUGUCUAGCUCCUUGUGUUCUGUUUUUUGAUGAAGUUGAUGUGAUUUCAUCAAAUCGUGUUAAUGCUCAAAAGGAUAUGGACCGACGGAUUGUAUCACAAUUGAUUAGUAGUAUUGAUGGGUUAGAUAAUAAAGAAGGAGUGAAUCAGGUGUUAGUUAUUGGUGCAACAAACCGUGUGGACAAUUUAGAUCCAUCUUUACGUAGAGUAGGAAGAUUUGACCAAGAAAUUUGUCUGGGAAUCCCUGACUGCAAUUCCAGAGCGAGCAUAUUGAGAGUUAUUUGCAAAAAAUUAAAACUAGAACCAAGUUUCGAUUUUGGACUUCUUGCCCAGCUGACUCCUGGUUAUGUGGGUGGUGAUCUUGUUGCUUUGAGCUAUAAAGCAGCUUCCUUUGCUAUCAAAAGGGUAUUUUUAGAAUUGAAAUCUCAGAAUGCGGAUUCGGUAGUUGAAAUUUUAGAUGAAUCUCAGGAUCACUUGGAUCAUACAGAUUUACAAACAAAUAAAAAAUCAGAUGUUGUAGAUAUAGAAACUCCAACUAUUGAUUUAGAUGAUGAUGAUGAUAAGGUGGAAUCAACUAAUGAUGAUGUAGUAAUUACAAGUUCUUCAUCUCCUGGUGAAGAAAACAAAACAGAUGAUAAAACUUUGAAGCCAGAAGAUAGUUCUGAACCACCUAAGAAGGAAACUGAUGAGGAGAACAGUUCAAAUACCAAAGUUGAAUCCUCCAGUGUGGACCAAAAAGAACAAAGUGAAGAAGAUAAAACUAAUAAACCUGAACCUGAAAUCAAAAUUGAUAAUGUUGAGAUAAAAAUUGAUGAUGAUAUUGAGCAAAUGUCUGUGGUUAGUAAUAAUUCAGCUGAUAACAAUUGUAAAAAUGGGGUAAAUGAGCCAGCUAUUGAGUGGACUUUGCAGGAAAUGGAAGCUUGGCUAGAUGAUCAAGAACCCCUUUUAAAUACACAACAAUUGAAACAUACUUUUAUAACAAUGCAGGACUUCAGAAAGGCUCUAAAGACUGUCCAGCCUUCAGCAAAACGUGAAGGUUUCAUCACGGUACCUAAUGUAACCUGGGAUGAAGUAGGUUCAUUAAAAGACAUUAGACAGGAAUUACAAUUAGCUAUUUUGGCUCCAAUAAAAUAUCCAGAAAGACUGCAAGUUCUUGGUUUAACUGCACCCAGUGGCGUUCUGUUGUGUGGUCCGCCUGGUUGUGGUAAAACUUUGAUUGCAAAAGCUAUAGCAAAUGAAGCUGGAAUUAAUUUUAUAUCGGUUAAGGGACCUGAACUAUUAAAUAUGUAUGUGGGAGAAAGUGAAAGGGCUGUGAGACAAUGCUUCACACGAGCAAGAAAUUCUGCACCAUGUGUAAUAUUUUUUGAUGAGUUUGAUGCCCUUUGCCCACGAAGAUCAGGUUCAUCACUGAAUGGUGGAGUUUCUUCACGAGUUGUGAAUCAAUUAUUAACAGAAAUGGAUGGAAUUGAAGGCAGGGCUGGUGUGUUUUUAAUGGCGGCCACAAACAGGCCUGAUAUACUGGAUCCAGCUGCUUUGAGACCUGGCCGUCUUGAUAAAGUUCUUUAUGUGGGUUUGCCUACAGCUGAAGAUCGAUUGGAGAUAUUGAAAGCAAUAACAAAGAAUGGCACAAAGCCGAAAAUGCAUUCUGAUGUCAAUCUGCAAACAAUUGCAAACUCAGACCAGUGCAAUGGUUAUACAGGAGCUGAUUUGGCAGGUUUAGUUCGGCAGGCCAGCAUGCAAGCUUUACGUGAAUCUAUGAGACAUAAUACUAAAAGUGAAGACAAUUCACAGCUGUGUGUUAAACAAAAUCACUUUUUGAGCGCUUUAAGUACUCUUAGACCUUCUGUAACAUCAGAGGAGCAAAAGCAUUAUGAGAAGCUACGUAAGAAAUACACCUCAUGUGGGGAUGUUGGUGCAGACGGUGACACUUUUAUUGAACCAAUGGACGAUUCAUAAAUUUAAGCAUUUAAUUAAUUUUAAAUGAAAAUGAAUAAAUACACCACACCUCAUUAUAUAUUAUUUUUAGUAUGGAUACCUAUUGUUGGAUAAAUGUGAUUGUUUUAUUA
Ctenocephalides felis (cat flea) is the source of this 3320-nucleotide messenger RNA. RefSeq names its product nuclear valosin-containing protein-like (gene smid). Gene Ontology annotation, biological process: ribosome biogenesis. The record is from RefSeq and is a predicted model, not a curated record. NCBI's taxonomy places the organism in Eukaryota, Metazoa, Arthropoda, Insecta, Siphonaptera, Pulicidae. Gene Ontology annotation, cellular component: nucleus. The coding region runs from base 208 to 3210 and encodes 1000 amino acids. Gene Ontology annotation, molecular function: ATP hydrolysis activity; preribosome binding; ATP binding. The transcript has 16 exons.